ACACUCUCACAAUUCAUUUUUUUAGAUGAACACAGACCAAGUACAUUUUAAAGGCAGGUACCUUUGAAUUAAUAAGACACUCCAGUAUAGAGUAAAUGCUGAUCAUGAAAGUGAGAAUUCUCUUUAAUUUUUAAUUUAUGCUUGUUAUGUCAUUUACUUUAGUUUAUAACUGAACAUUUAUUUUAGACAACAUUAAUGGAUGAUAAACUUAAUGUAACAUAUAUAACUCUUGAUGGGCAUGUGGAAGUGGGCAAAUACAGAUAUCUUUAUUUUUUGGUUAUGCUUACAGUAUAUAUUCUAAUAAUCUGCUGUAGUUUCACCAUUGUGGGCCUUAUCUGGAGGCACAACAACCUCCAUGAGCCUAUGUACAUUUUCAUUGCAGCUUUGCUUCUGAAUUCUGUUGUUUUCAGCACUGCUAUGUACCCAAAGUUGUUAAUUGACUUUUUAUCCGAAAAACAGAUGAUAUCAUAUUCAGCCUGUCUCUAUCAAUUUUUCCUAUUUUACUCCUUAAGUGGCUCAGAGUUCUUACUGUUGGCAGCCAUGGCCUAUGACAGGUAUGUGUCUAUAUGUAAACCUCUGCAAUAUCCAACUAUCAUGACAAAAACUACAGUGAGUAUUUUCCUGGCUUUAGCUUGGCUUGUGCCUGCUUGUCAGACCGCAUUACCAUCAUUACUGAGUGCUGAUAUGGAACUGUGUAAAUUCACUUUAAAAGGAAUUUUUUGUAACAAUUCAAUUUACAGUCUCCACUGUGUGACUUCAAAAGCAAUAUCUAUAUUUGGUGUUUUUGCUAUAAUUGACGUUGGGCUUUUGCCUUUGCUCUUCAUACUUUUUACAUACACCAGGAUACUUGUAAUAUCUUAUCGAAGUUGUAGAAAUGUCAGAAAGAAAGCUGCACAGACCUGUUUACCCCACCUGUUGGUUUUAAUCAGCUUUUCCUGUUUGUGUGCAUAUGAUAUCAUUAUAGUUCGACUGGGAUCAGAUUUUCCAAAAUCUGCACGUUUAAUAAUGACUUUACAAGCACUUUUGUAUCAUCCUCUCUUCAAUCCAAUUAUUUAUGGACUAAAAAUGAAAGAAAUCUCUAAACAUCUGAAGAGGUUGUUCUGUCAAACCAAAGUGAUUUAACAUAUUAAAAGUGAUGUUACAGUAAUUGUGACAUAGGUACGCAAAUGUAUUGUCAUUUAUUUUGUAAUAAUACCACUUUUAUCAAAUAACUUUUAUUCCACAGCAGAAUAUUACAUUUGGCGGUAUGGCUCUGUUCUGGGACCUCCUAGCCUUAAGGCAGGGAGAGCACACCUCCCUGCCCUUCCAUGUGCCUACAUGUAAAGGUUUAAGACAAGGAGAGGGGCAGCAGAGACCCCCCAGGGUACAGAACAGAGCAAGCAUCAAUAGCAAUCAGAAAAUGACAUUGAUUAAUUAGAUACAAUAUAAAAAGGAGGAGCCGGGAUUGAGGUGGGUUGCAAAACAGCUUGUAGAGGAAGCAGCAAAGAUGGGCAGGCUAAAGCAGCUUAAAUAAGGUGCCAUGAAUGAUAUUUGCCAAUUGGAUGCUUGAGGGAAUCAGCUGAGCUGUCAGCUGACUGUGUAUGGUUUUCCAAUAGGAGGCUUCAGAGGAAUCAGCUGAGCCAUCAGCUGAUGUGUGUUUACGACUAGCUGUGAUCACAUGAUAUAGCUGGAAUUGAGAGCCAAACCUGACUUGUGGCCUGCCUGAACUAACGCUAUGCUUAAUUUUUCAUACCUGUUAAUUAAAAGUUAUAGAUAGUAAUAUAAAUCCCAUUAAAAUAAUUUUGUCCCAAAGUUUCUCCCAGUUUUUUACCAUAUCUUCUGAAACAGGCCGGGCUGGAUUUGAGACUGUUGUUAAUGCAGGCAUAUGAAGCCCAUUGACAUCAUUUAAUUACUUUCUCAGUUAUCCCUGAAUAAGAUCUCAUUUUUUCUUUCUUACUUGUUGUUCUAACUUUUGUUUUAAAUGUAUUUACUAAGCUGAAGAGUGAGGUUAUUAUGUUCACUGUAAUACGUGACAUAUGGGGGCGCCCGGAUAUCACACCUGAUAGAACUGGGGCUACUUGUACCAACUCUGAGACCUUGUUGCAACAGCCAGGGUUUUAAUCCGACCUGUUUCCCUUUGCUGCAUGUCAUCCCCUCUCUCUGUCACUCUUCAGCUGACACUAUUGAUAAAAGGCUGCAGCACUAUAACAUCACACAGUCACUGACAAGCACUUUCAAUAAAAAUUCAAUAAAAAAGGUUUAUUUUAAAAAAAGAAAAGAAUAGUCUAUUAAUGUAUACUACUCAUUCUAGAGAAAGUUUUGGCAUUGCACCAGGUGUCUACCAGCUGUAGCUGUGUCUAUCACAGAUGCGACCAUAGUUAGGCUGUCAGUUUACAUGUGCAUGUCAGUCAGUCAGUUGUGCUUCUGUGUAUAAAGAAGUAUUACAAAGGAGCAUUGCUGAUAUUAGGGCUGUCACUUAUCCCAAAAAUCACCUUUAAAGUAAUUUUGAAUGACACACAACAGACACUAAAGGAUAAGACAUACUCUCUUACCACACCAAUAGGCCGCAUAUCGGCACAUCCUAGCCUAUAGAUCUUGCUAUCAUAUCGGUGUUGGCAUUUUUACAAGCCUCUGGUGAGCGGCCUGCUGAAGCUAAGUGUUCUCAAUAGUAGCAGUCAGACGAUGCCGGCUGCCUCACUUCGGUACCAAGCUAACGUUAGCAAGACAGUGUACAGAUUUGUGGUUAUUGUAGAGUUAGACAGCUGAAGUCGACAGAAGCUGCUCAGGAUGGCUUCGCUCCAUGCUUUCCUUGCUUGUAUCUUCCAUUUUCGUAGUAAACAACAUGACAUUACCAGCUUAGUUUACUGACAGGUCAACAGGGCAUGCCAUAGGUGAUAGUUGAGUGCCCUCUGCAGGAUCAUAAGGCAGAGUACUUCAAACGGUCUGUUGUGCUUAUAGAUGCUACAUUUGAAAUCCAAACCUUUUAAAAAUGAACCACAAUUGAACACAUUUUUAAUUUAGAAUAAAAAGCAGCAUCCCUAACUAACAUUUGUGUUAUUUCUUUUGCUUACUGAUAAUAUGGCAGUAUUUGAGUGCAUUAAGUGUUACAGUAAGAACUAGGCCAAUGAGCCACUGUUGAAGUUUUCAUUUUUGGAUGUGAAACAUAUCUGCUUAAUUAAAAGAUGUUUAUGUACUAAAUAAAUAAAUGAAGUUUACUUUUUUUUUAAAUAA
Messenger RNA from Dicentrarchus labrax (European seabass), 3210 nucleotides. Its product is annotated as olfactory receptor 6N2-like. Gene Ontology annotation, molecular function: olfactory receptor activity; G protein-coupled receptor activity. The record is from RefSeq and is a predicted model, not a curated record. Gene Ontology annotation, biological process: G protein-coupled receptor signaling pathway. The coding region runs from base 196 to 1122 and encodes 308 amino acids. The transcript has a single exon. NCBI's taxonomy places the organism in Eukaryota, Metazoa, Chordata, Actinopteri, Moronidae. Gene Ontology annotation, cellular component: membrane.